AUGAAGUGCUACCGCCUCUGCGUGUUUGACCCCUCAGCCUGUCCUACAGGCGACAGCUGGCCCUACGUGCCACCUGCCCCUCCGGGUUCAGGUCUGCCCUCCCCCUGCUUUACAGAUGCAGCCCGCGGGCCCCGGCGGCUGAUGCGCGUGGGCCUAGCGCUGAUCCUGGUGGGCCACGUGAACCUGCUGCUGGGGGCCGUGCUGCACGGCACUGUCCUGAGGCACGUGGCCAACCCCCGUGGCGCUGUCACACCGGAGUACACCACCGCCAAUGUCAUCUCUGUGGGUUCAGGGCUGCUGAGUGUUUCCGUGGGACUUGUGGCUCUCUUGGCAUCCAAGAACCUUGUUCGUUCACCACUGCACUGGGCCCUGCUGGCCCUGGCUCUAGUGAACUUGCUCUUGUCUGCUGCCUGCUCCAUGGGUCUUCUCCUUGCUGUGUCACUCACUGUGGCCAAUGGUGGUCGUAGACUUAUUGCUGACUGCCAUCCAGGACUGCUGGAUCCUUCCAUCCCACUGGACCAGGGGUCUGGUCACACGGACUGCCCCUUUGACCCCACAAGAAUCUAUGAUACAGCCUUGGCUCUCUGGAUCCCUUCUCUGCUUAUGUCUGCAGCUGAGGCUGCUCUAUCUGGUUACUGCUGUGUGGCAGCACUCACCCUGCGUGGAAUUGGGCCCUGCAGGAAGGAAGGGUUUCAGGGGCAGCUAGAGGAACUGACAGAGCUUGAACCUCCUAAAUGUAAACAGCAGGAAAAUGUGCAGCUACUAGAUCAACAUCAAGAAAUCCAGGAGUCACAGAAAACCUGGGUUUAGGACAGGUAAAGGGCCCUGAGAGUGGGGGUCUGGGUUAGAGAGGGGACAUGGAAGUGUUCUUGGGACCAGGGCUAGUUCUUUACUGUGCUGCUCCUCUCUCUGACCUGGAUUGGUUCUUCCUUUAUCAGGCAGGUGAUGUUCCAAGGCUCAGUCCACAAGUGUUUUCCACUAAACAAGGGGCCCUGACACCAGGAUGGUAUCGAUAAUUGUAAUAAAGAACUUCUCUUUUUUCUA
Molecule: messenger RNA, 1044 nt
Organism: Marmota flaviventris (yellow-bellied marmot)
Lineage: Eukaryota; Metazoa; Chordata; Mammalia; Rodentia; Sciuridae
Source: RefSeq, a predicted model, not a curated record